UCCGCCCCGGCGCUUUAAGGCGCCGCGGGGCCGCGCCGGGCUGAGACGCGCCGAGCCGAGAACCAGCAUGCCGAACUGGGGAGGUGGCAACAAAUGCGGAGCCUGUGGCCGCACCGUCUACCAUGCUGAGGAGGUGCAGUGCGACGGGAGGAGCUUCCACCGCUGCUGCUUCCUCUGCAUGGUCUGCCGGAAAAACUUGGACAGCACAACUGUAGCAAUUCAUGAUGCUGAAGUUUACUGCAAAUCUUGCUAUGGGAAAAAGUAUGGCCCAAAAGGUUAUGGAUAUGGCCAAGGGGCAGGCACGCUGAACAUGGACAGGGGAGAGAGACUAGGCAUCAAGCCUGAGAGCACUCCUUCUCCUCACCGGCCCACCACAAAUCCAAACCCUUCCAAGUUCGCUCAGAAGUUUGGAGGGACAGAGAAAUGCUCCAGGUGUGGUGAUUCUGUUUAUGCAGCAGAGAAAGUAAUAGGAGCUGGCAAGCCAUGGCACAAGAACUGCUUCCGAUGUGCCAAGUGUGGAAAAAGCCUAGAAUCUACAACCCUAACUGAAAAAGAGGGAGAAAUCUAUUGUAAAGGUUGUUAUGCGAAGAACUUUGGCCCCAAGGGAUUUGGGUAUGGCCAGGGAGCAGGUGCCCUCGUUCAUGCCCAGUGAGGGGGCUAAAAACGCCAUCCAGUUCUGCUGAGAUCCUGCCAGAAGGAGCAAGAGUUUUCCAAAUGUUACUAACUACUGUGAAACAGAUACUAGUUACUGUAGUGUACCUUCAGCCAAUGAUUUUAAAAACAAACACACACACUGCUUUUUUUCUUGCCUUGUGUAUCACACUGUAACACUUUUAAUACUGAGCAUCAAUUCAAUAAAGCUUUGCUUGUUGAUAUACCCUAAA
This is a messenger RNA of Zonotrichia leucophrys gambelii, 884 nucleotides long. It is a transcript of the gene CSRP2, whose product is annotated as cysteine and glycine rich protein 2. Lineage: Eukaryota; Metazoa; Chordata; Aves; Passeriformes; Passerellidae. Gene Ontology annotation, cellular component: cytoplasm. The coding region runs from base 68 to 652 and encodes 194 amino acids. The record is from RefSeq and is a predicted model, not a curated record. Gene Ontology annotation, biological process: actin cytoskeleton organization. The transcript is spliced from 6 exons.